AUGGCUCCUGUUUCUAAAGCUUCAAAGAAAAUCUUUGAUUAUGUGGUUAUUGGCGGUGGUUCAGGUGGUAUGGCAGCAGCGCGUCGAGCCUCUGGUAUUCACGGCGCAACAGUUGCCCUGAUUGAAGCCCAUAGUGUUCUGGGCGGUACCUGUGUGAAUGUUGGCUGUGUUCCAAAGAAAGUGAUGUGGAAUACCGCUUCCAUCUAUGAGACUUUACGUCAAGCCAAAGGGUAUGGCUACGAAUUUGGGCCGGUUCAAUUCAACUGGUCUAUCAUCAAGAAUAAACGCGAUGCCUAUAUCAAGCGCUUAAAUGGUAUUUACGACACCAACCUUCAAAAAGAAAAAAUUGAACAUUUCCAUGGUCAUGCCAGUUUUGUGAAUGAAACCACCAUCAACAUUACAAAGGAAGGUAGCGACCCUAUCGAGAUCCAAGGUCAGCAUAUUUUGAUUGCUACUGGUGGUCACCCCAUUAUUCCCAACGUCCCUGGAUCCGAACUUGGUAUCAGCUCAGAUGGAUUCUUUCAGUUGGAAGAACAACCCAAGCGUGUGGCUGUGGUAGGCACGGGUUACAUCGGUGUUGAAAUUGCAGGUAUUUUUCAUGCACUCGGCACAGACGUCACCAUCUUUUCUCGUACAAAGCAAAUCUUGAGAAAGUUCGAUCCCAUUGUCAAGGACACCUUACUCAAGCAUAUGCAAAGUCAAGGCGUCAAAUUCACUUUUGAUUCCAAAGUAACCUCUCUCAAGAAAUCAGAGGAGGGCAUCACAGUGGAGUUUGUGUCGGAUGGACAGAAGGGUGAAAUCGAGGUGGAUGUGGUACUUUGGGCUGUUGGUCGUGCUCCCAAUACAAAGGGUUUAAACCUGGAAGCUGCUGGUGUCAAGCUCGAUGACAAGAAGCAAAUUAUUGCGGAUGAAUAUCAAAAUACUACCGUAAAGAAUAUCUAUUCCCUUGGUGAUGUGGUUGGCAAAGCUGAAUUAACUCCAGUCGCAAUUGCUGCUGGUCGCAAGCUCUCCGAUCGUCUCUUUGGUGGUCCCCGUUUCAGUACUUCUAAGCUGGACUAUGUCAAUAUUCCUACCGUUGUAUUCUCUCAUCCCACAAUCGGUACCGUUGGCUAUACGGAAGCUGAAGCUCGUGAGAAAUAUGGAGAUGAGAAUAUCAAGAUUUACGAAACUAGAUUUGGUAACAUGUAUUUUAGCGUUCUUGAUGAAAAGGAGCCCACGGCUUAUAAGCUUAUCGUCACUGGACCCGAAGAGAAAGUUGUCGGCCUUCAUAUGAUUGGUAAAGACAGUGAUGAGAUCCUUCAAGGCUUUGGUGUUGCUAUUCGUAUGGGUGCAACAAAGGCUGAUUUUGACUCUUGUGUGGCUAUCCAUCCUACAUCAUCUGAAGAAUUAGUUACCUUGCGUUAG
Mucor mucedo is the source of this 1404-nucleotide messenger RNA. Its product is annotated as glutathione-disulfide reductase. Gene Ontology annotation, molecular function: glutathione-disulfide reductase (NADPH) activity; NADP binding; flavin adenine dinucleotide binding. The transcript is spliced from 2 exons. Gene Ontology annotation, cellular component: mitochondrion; cytosol. The record is from RefSeq and is a predicted model, not a curated record. The coding region runs from base 1 to 1404 and encodes 467 amino acids. Gene Ontology annotation, biological process: glutathione metabolic process; cellular response to oxidative stress; cell redox homeostasis. Lineage: Eukaryota; Fungi; Mucoromycota; Mucoromycetes; Mucorales; Mucoraceae.